Molecule: messenger RNA, 3069 nt
Organism: Pogoniulus pusillus (Red-fronted tinkerbird)
Lineage: Eukaryota; Metazoa; Chordata; Aves; Piciformes; Lybiidae
Gene: MAP6D1
Product: MAP6 domain containing 1
Exons: 3
Coding region: 88-789 (233 amino acids)
Biological process (GO): cytoskeleton-dependent intracellular transport; regulation of microtubule cytoskeleton organization; microtubule cytoskeleton organization
Cellular component (GO): Golgi-associated vesicle; cis-Golgi network; microtubule
Molecular function (GO): calmodulin binding; microtubule binding
Source: RefSeq, a predicted model, not a curated record
GGCAGGAGGAGGGGCUGCCGCCGAUGAAGGCUGAAGCCGGGUGCGCGGCCGGCUGCGGGCGCCGGAGCCGCGGGCACCUCUGCGGCCAUGGCCUGGCCCUGCAUCAGUCGGGUGUGCUGUCUGGCCCGCUUCUGGAGCCAGCUGGACAAGUCCGACCUCUCCGUGCCGCUCACCAUCCACAACUACUCGGACAUCGAGGAGCAGGAGGACGGGGCGGCCCAGCGAGCCGGGCCCCCGCCGCGAAGCAGCGCCCGCCCGCCGGCUCCGCGCCCGCGGGACCCCGCCGCCGGGAAGCCCAGCGGCCGCAGGAAGAGCCGGGUGGUCGCUGCUGGGGAGCCCUUCGCAGCGGAGACCCAGUACCGCCGGGACUUCAGAGCCUGGCCCCUCCCGAGGAAGGACGCCUUCCCCUGGGUCAGUGCCAGCAGCGGCGGUGGCGGCGGCGGGAGGAACGGGGCCGCCCCCCAGCCCGCCCCGGGCCGCUCCGCCUGCGCCCUGCCCGGCAGCGGCGGGAGGCCGGUGGCGGACGUCUACAGUGGCCCCGAGCAGCUCCGGCCGCGCUCGCAAGCGGACGGCGGCCACACCACCUCCUACAGGCAAGAGUAUCGCCCAUGGACUGGAGCAAAACCAUCAAAGCCUAUAAAGACAAAGCAAGGCUUCAUUAUUCCAGAAGACCAUUUUGUUCAAGAGACAAGCUACAAGGCGGAUUUUAAGAUCCCAGAGGUGAAGACCAGGUUCUCUCCCAACCCUUCUGCUGUUUUCCAGGCACCGUCACGGAUCCUCAACGUGUGAAGCUGGACCCUCCUCGCACCCAGGCAGCUUAAAGGCAGCGUUUCUGCUAGGAUGUAUCACUAUGCAAUUUUCACAAGGAGUGUUAAGAUCAAAGGACUGGCAUCAUCAAAAGCAGCUCCAGUGAUUACUGAUAUGCACACACGCUUUCUGUUAACACAACGAACAGCCAAGCGCUGGGUUCAGAGCUGGCAAAACACGCUGCCAGGAGUGACCUAGUUUUUGACAGGAGCAGGUUCAUUGCUAUGCCAGCUGGCGUCACAUUAGGAGACUGACUUUGGGCAGCAAAGGCAGCAUUGCAGGCAGCAGCCCUGUGCUUAGCUACACAGGGUGGGAGGGAAAACAAUCACAAGUGGGAUGGAUAAUUAAAACCAAAAAAGUGUUUUAUUUAGCAGCACCCUCUAAGUAGGCCAGUGAAAGACAGGCAGUGUCCAGCUGACUUUUGAGCUUCUUGAGGGGGGUAGCAAAUAGGACCUCAAAUGGCAUCACCAGAAAUCAGGCCCAUCAAUGGGGCUGGUCUGAACUUCCAACAGAGGAAGCCAGCAUCAUUGAACUCUGAAAUAAAUCUGGCACAUGCAGCAUCUUCAGGCUUUAAGACUGGAAAAAAUGGGUGUUUCCAAAAGUGGUGGGCAGAUGGAGGAGCGUGAGGGGCCUGAACUUUGGGAGACAGCCCUGACAGCACUGUGGCAGCCUGGUUCAAAGAGGGUUGCAUGGACACAGUCAGCUAGGCACCUGCCAGGCUCCAGAGGAUCUGAGAUACUUAAUGCAAUUUGUACAGCUGUUAGGAUGAGUGUAAAUACUGUAUAUGGAUUUUACCUAGAGCAAUUUGUGAUCCUUUGAUGAAAAGGAUCUGCUUAUACUUUUAAUAAAUGUUAACUCUUUGCAUAUGCAAGGUGGAAAAUAUUGCCUUGAAGUUCCUAAAUUAUUGCCUGUGUAUUGGUAAUGCUAAUGCUAGGAAGAACCAGAAGCGAAUGUUACUUAGAAACUCUUCUUAAAGAACACUGUAAUGUAGAAUGUAAACCAUCCUUCAUUUCUAAGAUAGGUCAUUUUAAGUGUCAUUGUUCUGAGGCCAUUCUUUUUAGAUUGGUGUGCAUUUAACUCUUGCUGAGGUACCUGUGUUUUUAAGAUACCAUUUUGUUAGCCUUUGUUCUUCAUGACUAUAGUGGGUUUACAGUUUCUAUCUCAACAACUUUUGCAACAUAAUUAGCCUACUCCUUAUUUCAUAGGUUGACCAAUUAUGGAGGAGGAGGGGGGAACUGAAACUGUUCAUUUUAUGUGUUUGCAGCAUACAGCUGUGUUGGCUAGAAGAAAAGGAAACUAUGCUGAGACUUGAGCAGUGAUGGGAUAUUCAUUCCCCUGUAACAAAAUAGGCUGGAUGAGGCACUUAGUGCCAUGGUCUAGUUGUUUGGACAGGGCUGGGUGCUAGGUUGGACUGGAUAAGCUUGGAGGUCUCUUCCAACCUGGUUGAUUCUAUGAUUCUAUAACUGAGCUGUCGCACAGGAUCAUUUUAGGCACUUAGUGCCAUGGUCUGUUUGAUUGGAGAGGGCUGGGUGCUAGGUUGGACUGGAUGAUUUUUGAGGUCUCUUCCAACCUGGUUAAUUCUACGAUUGUAUGAACACAGGGGAACUUUUUCCUUAACCUUCCUGCUAGAUUUCAUGAACUCUGGGGACUCUGCAAGGGCAUCUGUGUUGCUGGUAAUUCCCAUGAGAACAACUUUGUAAUUGUUGGCAUGUGGAUUGUAUUUGGAAUAUGUGCAGACAUCCUCUUCCCACUGCAUCAUGUGAGAAUGUAAUAGUGCUACCUCUCCUGGCUCUGCUAGAAAGACCAAACAGAGCCACGAGAAUAGGUAACAUCUGCAGUAAGCUGUGUAUGGUUGGGACAAGGGAUGACACUUCCCCAUUCAUCCUUGGACCUGGAGGAACCCACAGUAAUACCAAUGCUUGCCAAAACAAUUUUUCAGGAGAUUCAUUUGAAACAUUCAAACUGUACUAAAGGUUUUGCAUGUUAGAUGUUUCUAAAACUUCAAAUCUGCUUGUUUAAUCUCUUUAUAAUGUUUUUAACAGUUUUGUUCAAACAAAAAUGUAAGCUCCUUUUGAUCCUAGAUUUUAUUAACAGGGAAAAAAAGGACAAAUUGUCUACUCAGUCUCUCCUCUUAAUUCACUGUAUUUCUUAAAAAGAAGAAAAAUCAACCCAGUUAUAAACAAACUGGUAAUAUAUUAAGCUUGUAUUUUAUCAAAUGGAGUGGAUUUAAUUUAAUAAAUUAAAAUGUAUUUUGGCUAUUGA